AUGUCUCAACUCUCAAGAAAUGACUUGAUAUUUCAAAAAGAGCUUCCUGAGAGCUUGGACAACAUAGAGUGUCCUAUAUGCCUCCAGGUUAUAAUAGAGGAACCGUGUCAAGCAUCUUGCUGUGGACAACACUUUUGUGAGACAUGCAUUGCAAGGGUUACUACCUCUUGCCCCUACUGCAGAGCCAGUGGCCAUAACUUUGCUGUCUUUAAAGACAGAAACUUUGCACGGUUCCUAGGCAGUCAGAUAGUAUAUUGCACCAAUAAAGAAAGGACAGGCUGUGAAUGGGUUGGAGAGUUACGCCAGAUUAGGACUCAUCUAUCAGAAAAUUGUGGGAGAGUGAGAUGCCCACACCCUGGUUGUCCUGAAGAAUACAUACAAGCAUACAAAUUAAAGAGACACCAAGAGAAAGAAUGUCCUGCAAGGCCAUACAAGUGUAAGCACUGUGGAUUAAAAGACACCUAUAUCUACAUACGACAAACGCAUUACCCAGAGUGUCCUUUGUUCCCUGUAGAGUGUCCAUAUAAAUGCACCACUGUGGCAAAGAUCCCACGCUGUGAUGUACAAGACCAUCUACUAGUAUGCCCGCUUAGUCCUGUAGAGUGUAAGUACAGUGCAUUAGGUUGCCUAAUGAUGCCGUUGAGAAUGAAUAGUGAGGAGCACCACUUAGAACCACAUACAGAAGUACUGGUUGAAACUUGUAGCAGACUUUUAUGCAGGAUAGAGCAAGAAAAGGAGCAAUCGAAAGCAGAGCAAAGCAAUCUCCAGAGACAGAUUAAUUAUUUAAAUACAGAGCUGAAUAAAAUGCGAGCUGAUUUACGAAGUCAGCAUGACUUAUUGCAUGGGAAGGUGUACUACGACAUUGAUGAUAAGCUAAGUCAGCUGAUAGUUAAACACGAGAAAUUGAGAAGUGACCAUGAUCAGGAGUUCAUAAUUUAUAUUGCAAUGAUUUAA
Messenger RNA from Amphimedon queenslandica, 954 nucleotides. Its product is annotated as TNF receptor-associated factor 3-like. Gene Ontology annotation, molecular function: zinc ion binding. Bases 1 to 954 code for a protein of 317 amino acids. The transcript is spliced from 2 exons. The record is from RefSeq and is a predicted model, not a curated record. NCBI's taxonomy places the organism in Eukaryota, Metazoa, Porifera, Demospongiae, Haplosclerida, Niphatidae.